This is a messenger RNA of Lutzomyia longipalpis, 4160 nucleotides long. It is a transcript of the gene Stim, whose product is annotated as stromal interaction molecule homolog. Bases 707 to 2974 code for a protein of 755 amino acids. Lineage: Eukaryota; Metazoa; Arthropoda; Insecta; Diptera; Psychodidae. The record is from RefSeq and is a predicted model, not a curated record. The transcript is spliced from 10 exons. Gene Ontology annotation, biological process: activation of store-operated calcium channel activity; intracellular calcium ion homeostasis; store-operated calcium entry. Gene Ontology annotation, cellular component: endoplasmic reticulum; plasma membrane. Gene Ontology annotation, molecular function: calcium channel regulator activity; protein binding; calcium ion binding.
AUGCAAAAAUGUUUCACCACUGCUGUCAGGUAAAACAUUUUCGCCACCAGUGAGCGAAGAAAAUCCUUGGGAAAAUCACAAUUCCCCAAUUUCUUCCCUAUUCAUCGUCUUUUUUUCACUUCCUCGUAUCGUUAUAGCCCAGUACAGAGUCAGUGGUAGUGAAGGUGGUGUCGAUGUUUGUGAAAUUGUCCAGAAGAAUCAGAAAAUCCAAUAGGAAAUUUUCUAAUUCACCUUGUGUGAGUGUGUGUGGCGUGGAAAAUGAACUUGACCCGCGGUGAGAAAAGUGUUCCUCAGUGAGCCCCCCAAUUGCCUGGGUAUUUCGCAUAAUUCUUUGCACGGAGUGGAACUCACGGGGCUACUUACAGUGUCUGCAGUGCCGUGGGACAAAUGUUGAGAGUGCACCGGAAGAGGAAUUUGCGUGUCUUCUGUGUUUGCUGUCCACAGCCAUUUCGUCCCAAUCUCUGACGCGCAUCAGUGGAAUCUUUUCUUUUUUUUUUUCAUUUUUAGUUUACUUUUCACAUUAUUAUUUUUCUUAUUAUACCUUUUUGUUGCCCCCUGGCACGUUAAAUUUAUCUGAUUUUGUGAAAAAAAAAAAAGUGGUGACGUGAGUGCUUCCCACAGGAUAACCGGAUAUUUCUUGUGGGUGUUUGGUGUGAAAAGUGCUCCGUGUGGGUGCUGGUGAAGGAGUCAAGGAGGAAGCACAAAAAUGCGUUGGCUACAGAAGGGCAACACCACAAUUUUGUGGCUUUUCUUCUCUGCCCUAAUCCAAAUCACUGUCGAUGCCCUCGAGACGAGUGGCGACCACAUUCAGGAGGACCUAGAUGGACAUCAGCGUUCCCACACGCCCACACCCCCGACAAAAUUCAACCCUGCCGAAACAACAGGCAGUGGCGGGGUCAUGGGUGGUGGUCAGGUGUCACCGGGGAGUCCACCGCCCCACUUCGGGCCAGCACCACCGAAUCCAGCUGUCGGGGAAUCUCGCAGCUCGUAUGCAAUGCUAAGCCAGGCAAUGUCAAAGGCGGUUAGCCAUGAGUUCAGCAGUAUUUCUGGAAGUGGAUCCUCCGAUGGGUCAUGUCAUGCUGAUGAUCUUGAUUGCUUUGGUACUGUUCACGAUCGACUGGAAAUGGAGGCUAUAAGAUCACUGCAUCAGCAAUUGGAUGAUGAUGACAAUGGGAAUAUUGACAUUGCCGAAUCCGAUGAUUUUCUGCGUGAGGAACUAAAAUACGAUUCGGGAUAUGAGAAACGCCACAGAGCUUUUCAUUACAACGAUGAUAUGCACAUUUCUGUGAAGGAGCUUUGGGAAGCAUGGCUGAGGUCUGAAGUGCACAAUUGGACAGUGGAACAAACAAGCGAAUGGCUUGCCCAGAGUGUUCAAUUGCCACAGUAUGUGGAUUUGUUUAAGCAUCACAAAGUUGCUGGAGCUACAUUGCCGCGCUUGGCAGUGAAUAACAUGCACUACGUGGGAAAUGUGCUGGGUAUCAAAGAUCCAAUUCACAAACAGAAAAUUGCCCUAAAGGCAAUGGAUGUGGUGCUCUUUGGUCCACCAAGAGAGACUGGAACACGGUGGAAAGACUAUAUUCUCGUGACACUACUGUUGAGUGUGAUUUUUGGAUGUUGGUACGGUUAUCAGCAGAAUAAGAAUUCAAAGACUCACCUCCGGCGCAUGGCGAAGGAUAUGGAAGGACUUCAAAAGGCUGAACAAGCACUUCUUGAGAUGCAGAAAGAGCUCGAGCGUGCCCGAAUGGAACAGGAGAAUGUAGCGACGGAGAAGAUGGAUCUGGAGCGUCGUCUCAAGGAGACUCCAUCCCUUACAUCAUCAAGCUCGGAUCUCGAAGUGCAGGCACUAAAGCAGGAGAUUGAAAUGCUUAGGACGGAGCUGUCGAGGGCAGAAAUUGAACUUGUUGACCACUGUUGGUCACCACCGCAGGGUCUACAGACAUGGCUUCAGCUCACCUAUGAGCUAGAGAGUAAGAAUCACCUCGUAAAGCGCCGUUCGGCUGAAAAGCAACUCCAGGCGGCACGAGAGGCGUGCGAGAAGCUGAAAAGGAAGCGCACAAGUUUAGUGGGUGCUUUUGUAUCUACACACGGGAAGAGUAUCGAUGAUGUAGACAGGAGUAUCGUUGAGGCACGAAAUGCCCUCGGUGAGGUCACCAAUGAACUUCAGGAGCGAAUGCAUAGGUGGAAACAAAUUGAACAACUUCUUGGGUUUAGUAUUGUCAAUAAUAAUGGCCUACCAUACCUCGAGAGUAUCCUCUAUGCCCGCAACGGGGGAAUUACCACCAAAACUGGCAGAGGACGUGUCACAAACAGUCAAGAUGAUUUAGAUGAUGAUUCCACACAAGGACGAAUGGACAGUUUCGAUCGCAUGUUCGAUGAUUCUUCAGCCAGUGAGGACGGAGAUGUGAAUCCUCCAGUGAACCCAGUUAAAUUUAUUGUCGGUUCUGGAUCACCCACACCACAAACAUCGGGACUCAACUCUCUCCACAAUAUCAUAAAAAAUGCAGAUAGCUUGGGAUCGUUAGCAUCAUUUGAAGAUACAGCACAUCGACAUUCAUGCGAGAGAAUUCUUCCACGUGAUUUACCACGUGUGGGGAAAAAGUUGAUUCCCAGUCAGGUUCCACCACCACCGCCACCACCAACUUUUAUCACCGGAAAGGCCCCAAUGCCACCGCCAAGGAGAAGUCUCAGCAGUUCCUUUAUUAAGAGGUCUCAAAGUACAGACAUGGUCCCCGUGGAGUCCCCAACAUCGACGAGCUCUCUGGUCUCAUCGAGCAGCACUAUCACAUCCACAGUCAGCGAGCUUUCCUCCACUUCACACAACACCCAGCAGCAGCAGCAUGACAACGAGGAUGUCACGCCACCGUCUACGGACUCAUCGACUGUUGAUGAUGAGUUCAAGAAGCGUCGACGAAAACUCUUCCUCUCGUUCGGACGAAAGUCCUCCAAGAAUAAAUCAGCCUCUUUCACGCACUAAUUGCAAUGAGAGUCUUCAAAGUUUGAAUCUUUCCGUGCAGAGUAAUCCCUUCUAAAAGAAGAAAACAAAAUUAGUGAUUCUUCUUCCAUCACACGUUGAUCUUGUGAUACCAUAUUAUGGGAUUUAUUAGGGAAAAUUAAAUUGUAUAAAAGAAAUGUAUGUAAUUACAAGAGGAGGAUUCAGUGCAAUGAGUACUCCUUCUGAGAGGCAAAGGGGAUACAGCCUAUAGCCAAUGUCAAUUAACAAACAAAAUAAAUUGAUAAAGACAGGAAAAGAGUAAAUAAAGGUGAAUUUUAUUCAAUUACACGCGCGAAAGAGUAUUCAUUGGUAAAGUUGGACGUAAUGAGGAAAAAGAAUGUGGUAAUAUUGCAAAAAAAAACGAAAAACAAUAAAUUGAAAUUGUCAAGCAACGAUAAGGUGGAAAAAAGUAAUAAGUAUUUUUACCUUUUUAUUACCUACAAUUAUAUAAAUUAUAUUUAUUUGUCAAUGAUAAUAAAAGAAAUAAUGACGUGAAUAGUGAAGGAAACUAUUUAAAUAAAAAAAAACACUUAAUUUUAAGGGUAUACAGUGAAUUUUUAAGCUUUAAGGGGUACACCAUAAUUUCACUUAAUAAUUUGUAAUAGAUACUUAAUUUUAUUCUUUUCCUUUCCGAGUACUCGAAAGAUCCUCUUUUAUGCUAUUAUGUAAAUUGAAAUAUUUACGCAAAAAGGAAUUCUUUUUUGUGAUAAUUUGUAGGUAAAAUCCUUCCCUGAAGUGAUGAAAAAAUAUUAUCAAAUUAUCCAUUCCCUGAUCUUUUAACACACUUAAAAAAAAAGAAUUUUGCAAUAUAAACUAAUAGAAAAAAUUUAUAUACCUACUUAUAUAUUUAUUAUGUAUGAUAAUGAAAUAUUUGACAAAAGAGGAAUGAGAUUUUUUACGAGAUUUUGCUAUUAAAAUUAAAUUAUUGGCUCCUUUUUUAUUAAAAAGAAAUUUUAAAAUUGCUUUUUUUUGUAAAUCCCCAAAGUUUUCUAAAGACUUGCCAAAAUUUGUAUAAAGACAACAAAAAUCGCGAAACUUCCUCACUUUUAGAUAGAAUAAUUUUAUUUGCCGAUAUGAUAAGGAUUUGUAAUAAUAAUGGUGCUGCAAUUUUAUGAAAGAAAAAAACACUGAAUAAAAAUUUGAAAAAUUUCCCUAAAAAAACAGACAA